CUUCACUGGUUCCACCUACCUCCUUCCUCUUCAUAUAGUCUUUCAGUUUGGUUUUGUGUAUAACAUUCAUAGUAAUAUUUUUUCAGAAAGAAAAUGGCGGAUUCUGCUGUGGCUUUGGAGGAUGUUGCUUCCGUUGAUAUCAUGACUGAGCUACUUCGCCGUUUCAAGUGCUCCUCCAAACCAGACAAACGCCUCAUUCUCAUUGGCCCCCCUGGAUCUGGAAAGGGCACACAGUCGCCUAUGAUUAAGGAUGAUUACUGCUUGUGCCAUUUAGCCACAGGUGAUAUGCUCAGAGCUGCAGUUGCUGCCAAAACACCUCUUGGAAUUAAGGCCAAAGAAGCCAUGGAUAAAGGUGAACUUGUCUCUGAUGAUUUGGUGGUUGGGAUUAUUGAUGAAGCCAUGAAGAAACCCUCUUGCCAAAAAGGUUUCAUUUUAGAUGGUUUUCCGAGGACUGUGGUUCAAGCACAGAAGCUUGAUGAGAUGCUUGGGAAGCAGGGAGCUAAGAUCGACAAGGUGUUGAACUUUGCCAUCGAUGAUUCCAUAUUGGAAGAGAGGAUCACCGGUCGUUGGAUUCAUCCUUCUAGCGGCCGAACCUACCACACCAAAUUUGCACCUCCCAAAGUUCCUGGUCUUGAUGAUGUCACUGGGGAGCCAUUGAUUCAAAGAAAAGAUGACACCCCAGCAGUUCUCAAGUCAAGGCUAGAGGCUUUUCAUCGACAGACUGAGCCGGUAAUCGAUUAUUAUGGUAGCAAAGGUAUUCUUGCCAAUCUUCCUGCGGAGAAACCUCCAAAAGAGGUCACUUCUGAGGUUCAGAAGGUUCUUUCUUCAUAGGACUUGAUCCUACCUCGUUCAUUUAUUUAUUUUUCUCAAAUUUUUGUUAAUCAUUUUGAAUUAAACCGAUACAUUGUCGGCAAACCGUUGUUUACAUUUCAAAAAUGAGUAUUUACUGGUUUUGGGAGCCUUCAAGAGGGUUUUCCCCCCACAAAAUAAUAGUUUACUACAGGUUUUGUAGUGACAUUGAAGUGAUUAAA
Messenger RNA from Gossypium raimondii (Peruvian cotton), 1031 nucleotides. RefSeq names its product adenylate kinase 4. Gene Ontology annotation, molecular function: AMP kinase activity; ATP binding. Gene Ontology annotation, biological process: nucleobase-containing compound metabolic process. Lineage: Eukaryota; Viridiplantae; Streptophyta; Magnoliopsida; Malvales; Malvaceae. The coding region runs from base 94 to 831 and encodes 245 amino acids. The transcript is spliced from 6 exons. Gene Ontology annotation, cellular component: cytoplasm; mitochondrion. The record is from RefSeq and is a predicted model, not a curated record.